AUGCUUAAAUUUAAGAGCAUUGAAGAAGCUGUAGUAGCAGGUGUAAAAAGCAUAGCUACAAAUUGUAUUAAAUCUGGAACGGUAAAAAAAUUGAUAUACACUGGCACAGUUGUUGCUUCUUCUCCAUUGAAGGAUGAUGGAAGUGGCUACAAAGACUUCAUUGAUGAAACAUGUUGUACACCUCUACAUCUUCCUCUCACUGCUCUCCAUAAGGAAUAUGCAGAUUCUAAGACACUGGCUGAGAAAGAAUUGUUAAUGAGGUAUGGCAAAGAUGAAAAUGAAAGUGGUAGACUUAAGGUGGUUAGUCUUGACAUUGGUCUGGUGGGAGGGGAUGCUCUUCUUAGUUACAUGUCAGCAAGUGUUGCAGUGCUCAUUUCUCAGGUGAAAGAUAAUGAAGCCCUACAUCAAUCUUUAAAGUUCGUAGAAGAUAUAUGUGGAAAGAUUCCACUAGUCCAUGUUGAUGAUGUUUGUGAAGCUCAUAUCUUUUGUGCUGAAAAUCCAUCUAUCAAUGGCAAAAUCUUGCUUGCAAACUCAUAUGUAUCAUCAGUAGAGAUAACAAAUUAUUAUCGUCAAAACUAUCCAGAAUUCAAACUGAAGGAGAAGUAUUUGGAAGGGCCAAACAGGGAAAUCAAAUGGGCAUCAACAAAGCUCAUUGAUGAAGGGUUUGUUUUCAAGCAUGAUCUCAGGAUGAUAUUGGAUGAUAGUAUCAAAUAUGCAAGAAGAAUAGGUGAUCUUAGUAUGUAA
This is a messenger RNA of Vicia faba (fava bean), 744 nucleotides long. The record is from the annotation of a GenBank genome assembly. Lineage: Eukaryota; Viridiplantae; Streptophyta; Magnoliopsida; Fabales; Fabaceae.